CGCCAUGAGCGCAGCCGGGCGGGCUCGGGCGCAGGAGCCGCCGUUGUCCCGGGGCGAGGCCGCGGACGGGGAGAUGCCGGCGACCGAGAAGGAGCUGGCGGAGGACGCGCCCUGGAAGCGCAUCCAGCAGAACACGUUCACGCGGUGGUGCAACGAGCACCUGAAGGCGGUGCAGAAGCGCGUGGGGAACCUGCAGACGGACCUGGGGGACGGGCUGCGCCUGAUCGCGCUGCUCGAGGUGCUCAGCCAGAAGAAGCUCGGCCGCCGCUACAACGCGCGCCCCACGUUCCGCCAGAUGCAGCUCGAGAACGUGUCCGUGGCGCUCGACUUCCUCGAGAGGGAGAACAUCAAGCUCGUGUCCAUCGACAGCAAAGCGAUCGUGGAUGGGAACCUGAAGCUGAUCCUGGGGCUGGUGUGGACGCUGAUCCUGCACUACUCCAUCUCCAUGCCCGUGUGGGACGAGGAGGACGAGGAGGAGGCCAAGCGGCAGACACCGAAGCAGCGGCUGCUGGGCUGGAUCCAGAACCGCCUCCCCCAGCUGCCCAUCACCAACUUCAGCCGCGACUGGCAGAGCGGGCGCGCGCUGGGAGCGCUGGUGGACAGCUGUGCCCCCGGGCUCUGCCCCGACUGGGACUCGUGGGACCCCAGCAAGGACCCCAGCAAGCCGGUGGAGAACGCGCGCGAGGCCAUGCAGCAGGCGGACGAGUGGCUCGGCAUCCCCCAGGUGAUCACCCCCGAGGAGAUUGUGGACCCCAACGUGGACGAGCACUCGGUCAUGACCUACCUGUCCCAGUUCCCCAAGGCCAAGCUGAAGCCGGGGGCCCCCCUGCGCCCCAAACUCAACCCCAAGAAGGCGCGAGCCUACGGCCCUGGCAUCGAGCCCACUGGGAACGUGGUGAAGCAGCGAGCGGAGUUCACGGUGGAGACCAUCAGUGCCGGGCAGGGGGAGGUGCUCGUGUACGUGGAGGACCCGGCUGGGCACCGCGAGGAGGCUAAGGUUGUGGCCAACAACGACAAGAACCGGACCUUCUCCGUGUCGUACGUGCCCAAAGUGACCGGCAUUCACAAGGUGUCGGUGCUGUUCGCGGGGCAGAACAUCGCCAAGAGCCCCUUCGAGGUGCAGGUCGGGCGCGCCGCCGGCGACGCCUCGAGGGUCACAGCGCAGGGCCCCGGCCUCGAGCCCACCGGGAACGUGGUCAACCGGGGCACCCACUUCGACAUCUUCACUGCCGGCGCGGGCCCGGGCGAGCUCGAGGUCUCCAUCGCGGACCCGAGCGGCCGCCGGGGGGCGCUGGAGGCGCCGCUGGAGCCCCGCGGGGACGGCGCCUUCCGCUGCUCGUACCGGCCCGCGGCCGAGGGCGCGCACAGCGUGCACGUGACCUACGGCGGAGUGCCCAUCCCCCGGAGCCCCUUCAGCGUCCACGUGGGGCAGGCCUGCACCCCCUCCCUGGUCCGUGCCGUGGGGCGGGGGCUGCAGCCCAAGGGGCUGCGCGUGAAGGAGCCGGCGGAGUUCAAGGUCUACACCAAGGGGGCCGGCAAUGGGGAGCUCAAGGUCACCGUCAAGGGGCCCAAGGGCCCUGAGCCCGUCAGGCAGAGGGAGCUCGGAGAUGGGGUCUUCGCCUGUGACUACGUCCCCACGGUGCCCGGGCCCCACACGGUGUCCGUGCUGUGGGGGGGCAGCCCGUGCCCCGCAGGUAUGUGCGUGCGUGUGUGUGCACACAUGUGUAGGUGUAUGUGUGUACAUGUAUGCACACAUGUAUGUGUAUGCAUGUACACGUGUGGCCACAUGUAUGUACACAUAUAUACACGUAUGUAUGUACACGUGUGUUCAUGCCCACCUGUGUCCGUGCCCCCGUGUCCCCGCAGCCCCUUCGAGGUGCAGGUGUCCCCCGAGGGGGGCCCCCCCCGGGUGCGCGCGUGGGGCCCGGGGCUGGAGGGCGGCGCCGUGGGGAGCGCGGCCGAGUUCGUGGUGGAGGCCAUCGGGGAUGACGUCGGCACCCUCGGUUUCUCGGUGGAGGGCCCCUCGCAGGCCAAGAUCGAGUGCGAUGACCGCGGCGACGGCUCCUGCGACGUGCGGUACUGGCCGCAGGAGCCGGGCGCCUACGCCGUGCACGUGCUCUGCGACGGCGACGACAUCGCCGGCAGCCCCUUCAUGGCCGACAUCCGCCCCGCGUCCCGCGACUGCUGCCCCGAGAAGGUGCGGCUCCGCCGGCACCACCCAGACCCAUAG
Messenger RNA from Pezoporus flaviventris, 2230 nucleotides. RefSeq names its product filamin-A-like. Gene Ontology annotation, biological process: actin cytoskeleton organization. The record is from RefSeq and is a predicted model, not a curated record. NCBI's taxonomy places the organism in Eukaryota, Metazoa, Chordata, Aves, Psittaciformes, Psittacidae. Gene Ontology annotation, molecular function: actin filament binding.